AUGUCUUCGGUCAGCGCACAUCUGAUGCGCCGUGGUGUCGAGCUUGCCUCGACCCACUUUCAGGAACCCAAGAAACCUGAGGAUGAGCAGACUCCUGGUGGCCUUGUUGCCCUCUUUGCGCUGAGUUUCAUCAUCUUUGUGUUGAUCCUAGGAUCGAUUGAAUACACAUAUGGCCUGGUUGUGGGAACCCUUGCGGCUGUUGAGGACUCUAACCCAGAUAUCUACGUGCGAAUCGAUGGAAAUAACGACCCUACUAAGCCAUUUGACCCUAACGACCCUGAGCCUGCUGCGGCUCCAACUCCCAAGCCUAUCACCAGCAAGCUGCGUACCACUAUUAAGCACCUCCGCUCCCGUGCUGGCUUCUGGUCGCGCUUCCGUGGCUUGAGUAUGUUCCUGGCUUGGAACAUGGCCCGUGGAUUCAUUUCAGCUAUUAUUCCCAUCAGCUCUAGCUCUUUCCUGAGUCAGUUCUUUUUGCAGUCUAUCGUCACUGUGUUCCUGUGCACAUGGCAGAUGGCCUGGGUUCACAUUGUCAUCACUGAGCCCUCCCCCAAGCGCUUCUACCAGCGUAUUCCUAGCUGGCGCUCUUGGAUUAAGAUUGUACCCGCUGCUAUUCUGCAGGAUGUUCUGGCUGCUGCUGCUUUCUUCUUGCCCAUGGCUAUUGCCAAGCUCACUGGUGCAUUCAACAUCACCCCAGGUGCUGAUAACAGCAUGAAGGAUAUUUUCCGUUCCCUGGCUUUCGGUGCCAUCCCUGCUCUUCUUGCUCUGAUUAUCACCAUCCCUGCCCGUGUUGUCUUCAUUCGUGUUGCUGCUUCUAUGCUGCCUGAGGAGGAGGAGACUAUUGUGCCUUUUGACCGCUCCUUUGGUGGCAAGGUCCAGCCCGCAAUUGUGGGUGGCAGUGGAAAGAUUGGUCUGCUGGAGGCUUGGACCACCUUUGACUGGGCUAGCCGGGUUCGUCUUUACAAGGUCAUUGGCAAGACCUUUGCCAUGCAUGUAGCCGUGCUUGUGGUAGGAGGUCUUGUUCUCGGUGCCCAAUUGUUCAUCAUGAUGCCCAAGAACUCUGGUCAGAACAAUGGCUCUGCUGGCACCCCUGCCGUAGAAUAG
Molecule: messenger RNA, 1101 nt
Organism: Penicillium malachiteum
Lineage: Eukaryota; Fungi; Ascomycota; Eurotiomycetes; Eurotiales; Aspergillaceae
Exons: 2
Coding region: 1-1101 (366 amino acids)
Source: RefSeq, a predicted model, not a curated record